Molecule: messenger RNA, 1601 nt
Organism: Monopterus albus (swamp eel)
Lineage: Eukaryota; Metazoa; Chordata; Actinopteri; Synbranchiformes; Synbranchidae
Gene: eif4e1c
Product: eukaryotic translation initiation factor 4E family member 1c
Exons: 7
Coding region: 104-736 (210 amino acids)
Biological process (GO): translational initiation
Cellular component (GO): cytoplasm; eukaryotic translation initiation factor 4F complex
Molecular function (GO): translation initiation factor activity; RNA 7-methylguanosine cap binding
Source: RefSeq, a predicted model, not a curated record
AUGUGACCGACUUCAACAUGGACUGUGGCGGCUUCCGUAGGAGUGUGAGCGGUUGGAGUGUGACGCAGAGGCGCUGAACGGGGAGAGCUUUUCCACUGUCAAGAUGGCGACAUCGGAACCGAAAGCAGCUGAAACUGAAGAUCAACAGACUGACAGCCAAGUUGUUGCAAAUCCUGAACAGUAUAUCAAGCACCCCUUGCAAAACAGAUGGGCCCUGUGGUAUUUCAAAAACGACAAGAGCAAAACCUGGGAAGAGAAUUUGCGUCUCAUUGCAAAGUUUGACACAGUGGAAGACUUUUGGGCAUUAUACAACCACAUACAGCAACCAAGCAAACUUGUGUUUGGCUGCGAUUAUUCCUUAUUUAAGGAUGGGAUCAAGCCGAUGUGGGAGGACGAAAGGAACAAGCUGGGGGGUCGAUGGCUGAUGACUCUAAAUAAACAACAGAGACACAAUGACCUUGACCGCUACUGGAUGGAGACGCUCUUGUGUUUAGUUGGUGAGUCAUUUGAUGAGGCAAGUGAUGAUGUAUGUGGUGCCGUGGUCAACGUCAGACAUAAAGGUGACAAAAUAGCCAUCUGGACAGGCAACUGCCAAAACAGGGACGCCAUCAUGACGAUAGGGCAGCUUUAUAAAGAGCGUCUGAACCUCCCCAUGAAAGCCAUGAUUGGCUACCAGUCACAUGAAGACACGUCCAGCAAGAGUGGCUCCACCACCAAGAACAUGUACUCUGUUUGAACCCUCUCCCACAUUUCAAAUUGCUGUAGAUUUAAACAAUUACCAAACUGCAUUAUCACAUUAAUGAUUUUUGAGUUGUCAGCUACUGUAGUGUCCUUUCCUUUUAUUGAAAAGAGAGCUGUUAAUUGUGUGUAUAGUCAGAGCUUCCUUCAAAUCAGUGGAGUGAUAGUUAUGGAUAGAGAGGAGGCCGGAAAGGAGAAGAAUAUUUGGCUGAAGAUGUGUGUCAUAUGUGAGCAGGAGAACACAAAUAAUUUCCUUUUAGAGUUGAAGAGCUCUUGGAUUAAUACCAGUGACCUGCCCAGCUUAGCUGAGAAUGAGCUUUUUUUUCAGUAUCUAAUGGCUUUGAGUUGCUAAAAAAAAAUAAAAAAAAUAAAAAAAAAUAAAAUAAUCCUUUCUUAACUAGAAAGGCCAUGCUGAGUUCUCACUCUUUACGAAAAGUAUUUCUCACCUCACAGGAGAUAAUAGUAGGCAACUGGUCCUUUCUGAGAACAAAUUUUAUCUUGAUCUAGAAGUGUUCAGCAUGAGUUUCAGACUCACCAGCCUGAAAAAUCUACAGUAUCUUAAUAUGUUUCUAAAAGUUGUGGUCAUGCUCCAAAGUUAUAGGGUUUGGAUUUAAGGCCACUUAUUGUUUCAGCCAUGCUGGAAUUGUGGAAUAUUGCUUGUAGUACUUUCUGAAUUGUUUUCUUCCCCUUACAUUUAUUUAUAAUGUAUGCAUCACAGUUGAACUUAGUUGAAACACAACCAUGAAAGUCAUGUAUUUUCAAAUAGUUUAGCUUUUUGUUAUUAAAGUCAAUAAUGUGGACUACUGCAUAAAGAUUACAUUUUUUACAGUGUACAAUACAGUAAAGAUGCUGAGAUAAUUAGA